AUGGCGAGAUGGACUAACAGAACUAUACCAGAAGAUCUGGAAAGAGAAUUAGAAAUAUAUCUUGAGUGUUUUGUUAUAGUGUUUGCAGAUGACACGGUGUUGUUGGCUGAAACAGCACAGGACCUGCAGACUCAACUCAAUGCUUUCCAUGAUUAUUCACUUAGUCUAUGUUACGAUGUUGUCGAUUUAACACAUACUCUCAGUAAUGCGUCUAUCCGUUACCCGGGAAAUACCCCAUUUGAACUACAGAUUGACUUCAGAGGACCUUUCGGAUCUGACAAUUGGUUUGAAAUCAAUUCGUUUCGUACGACGGAACACAUUGGAACACAUGUUGAUGCACCAGCCCAUUUCGCUGACGGUUCAUGGCGAGCACACCAGAUACCUGUUGACCACCUUGUAGGGAAUGGAGUUAUAAUCAACGUAAAAAAUAAAGUACAAAAUAACCCCGAUUAUCGCGUGACAUUAUCCGAUGUUUAUGAAUGGGAGCGGAAAAACGGCAGAAUACCAGAUGGAUCAGUAGUUCUAAUGAAUUCCGGUUGGGACAUCAGAUAUCCGGAUUUUAGACAGGUUUUCAAUACGCAAACACCAAAUGACGGAUCUACUUUCCAUUUUCCAAGCUGGCACCAAGCCACUGUAAGUUGGUUGAUAAGGAAUCGUCGAGUUAAUGUAAUUGGCGUGGAUACACCCUCCAAUGACUACGGACCUUCAACAGAUUUUCCUGUCCACGUUUUGAUGGCUAAAAACAAUAUUGUCGGCGUAGAAAAUGUGGCCAACUUAGAUGCAUUGCCACCAAACGGUGCUUUGCUAUUCGUAAACCUUCUGAAGAUAUUGGACGGGAGCGGAAGUCCUGCAAGAAUCAUGGGUUUCAGGACAAAACGAAGGCUGAAAUUUAAAACCAAUUGCUCUAAACAUUAUUAUCGAUCUCAAUACUAG
Messenger RNA from Mytilus trossulus (common blue mussel), 933 nucleotides. Its product is annotated as isatin hydrolase-like. The transcript is spliced from 4 exons. Gene Ontology annotation, molecular function: arylformamidase activity. The record is from RefSeq and is a predicted model, not a curated record. Bases 1 to 933 code for a protein of 310 amino acids. NCBI's taxonomy places the organism in Eukaryota, Metazoa, Mollusca, Bivalvia, Mytilida, Mytilidae.